UAAUCAAGAAUCAUAGUAUUAUUGAUUCUCCGAAACCCUCUUGCUCUUUUCUAGCAUCACCACCAUGAAAACACUUUCUUGCACACCAUUUCUAUGGCUAUUCAUUCUGUAAGAACUUCCCUUUUGGUCCUUUUCCUUGUUGCCCUUUUGCCAUUCAUUUAUUCACUUUCCACCGUUGCAAUAUCUGAAACUGCUAAUCAAACGUUAGUAUGUGCAAUAUCACGGUCUGUUGGUUAUAACCAACAACCAUCUUCAUUUCUCAACUGCACCAGUUUUCCUCAGGGAGUUCAAGUUCCACUCAGUCCUCAACUUCCAUCAGUUUCCGGAGUUGUGGGUGGAAAUGGUUUUGUCUGUGCCUUGAGCUCAUUCCAUCCUUCUUCCAUGUCUGUGAUGGUUUGCUGGAGAUUUUCAACUGUUGGCAGCAACAUGAGUUACAAAAGAAUUUAUAUCGGUCCAGUUUUGACAGAGUUAGACUCUGGAAAUUCCCGUAUUUGUGGUCUAGUCAAUCGCUCAAACUCCCUCCAAUGCUGGCCACGGCAAGACUUCAACUACACUGCUAACAGUUUCUCUUCAAGUCCUUCUGUGGGAGAGAAUUUUGUCUGCGGCUUGACCGCAUCAGGUGAAGUCCAGUGUUUAGGAAGUGAUAGUAAUGUCACUGAUCAUGUUCCUAGGGGAAAUUUUAGUUGGGUCGCAGCUGGUUUUCACCAUGCCUGCGCCGUUUCCGUUGGUUGUAGUCUUGAGUGUUGGGGCCAUAUGGCUGGGGAAAAGCCUCAGGGUGAGUUCACAUCACUUGCAUUGGGGGAGAAUCGGAGCUGUGCCUUGAGGCCUAAUGGAACAGUGAUUUGCUGGGGAGAGAAUGGAUUUAGUUUGCCUGAAUCAUUGAGGGAUGAGUAUUUUAUUGCCCUUGAAGCGAAAAGGAGGAUUUUUUGCGGUGUUGUGAUGGAAAACUCUUCGUUGUUUUGCUGGGGCAAUGAGGAUUUUGAUUCAAAUCCGUUGGUAUUCAAUGAUGUAGUUCCGGGUCCUUGUAGAACUAGAAAUGAGUGUCCUUGUGGGCCUUUAUAUAACUUUGGUGAAUAUUGUGCUCAAGGGCUAAUGAUAUGUCAACCUUGUAAUAGGCAGACAAGUCUACCCCCAGCACCACAACCACUAUUGCCGCCACAAAUGGUGCCACCAGCGCCAUCCUCAACAAGUAGCAAAAAAUGGACUAGCAAAAUGGUGGCCUUUAUGGUGGUAGGUUGUGUGGGAUCUUUCUCGUUAUUAGUCUUCUGUAUCCUUUUGUUUUCAAGGUAUUUCAAGAUCCGCGGCAGCAGGAUUCAUGAUUCGGGCCGCUUGGAAGAGGGAGGCUCGUCGCCUCAACAGAGUGACCAAACAGGUCAACCUCAACCACAACCUCAACCAACACCACCAGUCUUGGAAAAGAAGCUCAGCCAUUUGAUUAGCAUGGGUAAUGGUGGUCACUUAGAGGAAUUUUCCCUGGAAGUAUUACUUAAAGCCACAGACAACUUCUCAGAGGAGCACAAGAUUGGCACUGGCAGCUUUGGAUCAGUUUAUCAUGCUAUAUUGGAUGACGGCCGCAACGUGGCAAUCAAGAGAGCUGAAGCUUCAGCCUCUUCAUCUAAUGCAGGCGCCACCAAACGCGGCCAAGAGGACCAGGACAGUGCAUUCUUGAAUGAGCUUGAGUUUUUAUCACGCGUAAAUCACAAGAAUCUUGUUAGAUUGUUGGGCUAUUGUGAGGACUGCAACGAGCGUGUGCUCAUCUAUGAGUACAUGGACAACGGCACCCUUUUUGAUCAUCUCCACAAGUUACAAAGUUCUCCUCUAAUGUCAUGGGCUACAAGAAUAAAGGUAGCCCUUGAUGCAGCCAGAGGGAUCGAAUACCUCCAUGAGUACGCUGUGCCACGUGUCAUACACCGGGACAUCAAGUCAUCCAACAUACUACUCGACGCCACAUGGUCAGCCAAGGUAUCGGACUUUGGCCUCUCGUUGAUGGGCCCACAAGACGACAAGUCCCACCUCUCAUUACGUGCUGCAGGCACCAUGGGGUACAUGGAUCCGGAGUACUAUAGAUUGCAGAUAUUGACAACCAAGAGUGAUGUUUAUAGUUUCGGGAUAGUAUUGCUGGAAUUGCUAUCAGGGUGCAAGGCAAUUCACAAGAAUGAGAAUGGUGUGCCAAGAAAUGUGGUGGAUUAUGUUGUCCCAUAUAUCAUACAGGAUGAAAUUCAUAGGGUUUUGGACCCAAGAGUGCCACCUCCGACCCCAUUUGAGAUCGAGGCAGUGGCCUACGUAGGCUAUCUAGCCGCAGACUGUGUAAUGCCGGAAGGUCGAGAUAGGCCAACAAUGUGCGAAGUUGUAGAUAGCUUAGAUAGAGCAUUGGAGGCGUGUUUGGCGGUUCCGGUGUUGUCCCGUUCCACCACUACUUCAUCAACGUAGUUAUCAUUAUUAUUUUUAUUUUUAAACGGAGUUACAUAGAUGGCAAUAGGGUUAAAACUUUAAAGGAAUCAGAUCGAAGGGUCUAAAUAAGACAAUUGUACAUAGAUGCUAAUGCCUAGAGAAACAGUGUGGAUACAACAUUUUUUGAGCCAGACAAUGUACCAGAUUCUUCAAUGGUUGUAACAAUUUUACGUGAAGUAAUGGAGUAUGUAAAUGUGACAUUGUACCUACUGCAAAUAA
This is a messenger RNA of Sesamum indicum (sesame), 2670 nucleotides long. RefSeq names its product CRINKLY4 related 4 (gene CCR4). NCBI's taxonomy places the organism in Eukaryota, Viridiplantae, Streptophyta, Magnoliopsida, Lamiales, Pedaliaceae. Gene Ontology annotation, biological process: protein phosphorylation. The record is from RefSeq and is a predicted model, not a curated record. Gene Ontology annotation, molecular function: protein kinase activity; ATP binding.